AUGAGUUUGCGCGCUUUGACUACAAAGGCGUCUGCCCGGUCUUUGAUGACUUUGGGCAUCCGUCAGGCCCCAACUGGUGUCCGUUACAUGUCUACUCCAGCCCCCCAAGAUCCAAAGGAGAAGGCUUCUUCUAUCUUGAGUGCUCUACCAGGCAACAGUGCGCUGUCCAAAACUGGUAUUUUGGCUACUUCCACUGCCGCUGCCAUCUACGCUAUUUCUAAUGAACUCUACGUGAUUAACGACGAAACCAUCUUGUUAGGUACUUUCACUGGGUUUGUGGCUAUCGCUGUCAAAUUCUUGGCCCCAGCUUACAAAGACUACGCUGACGCCAGAGUUAAGCAAGUUUCUGAAGUUUUGAACGCCUCCAGAGUCAAGCAUGUCGAUGCUGUCAAACAGAGAAUCGACUCCGUUUCUGAAUUGAAAACCGUGUCUGAAACCACUCAAGUUUUGUUUGAUGUUUCCAAGGAGACUGUUGAAUUGGAAGCUAAGGCUUUUGAAUUGAAGCAAAAGGUUGAUUUGGCUUCGGAAGCCAAGUCUGUUUUGGACUCGUGGGUCAGAUAUGAAGCCUCUGUCCGCCAGCUACAACAGCAGCAACUUGCUGAAACUGUCAUCAGCAAAGUUACUGCCGAACUCGGUAACCCUAAGUUCCAAGAUAAAGUUUUGCAACAAUCGGUUACGGACGUCGAGAAAUUGUUUGCCAGCUUGAAAUAA
Molecule: messenger RNA, 711 nt
Organism: Lachancea nothofagi CBS 11611
Lineage: Eukaryota; Fungi; Ascomycota; Saccharomycetes; Saccharomycetales; Saccharomycetaceae
Source: the annotation of a GenBank genome assembly